This is a messenger RNA of Siniperca chuatsi (mandarin fish), 6021 nucleotides long. It is a transcript of the gene efna5b, whose product is annotated as ephrin-A5b. Lineage: Eukaryota; Metazoa; Chordata; Actinopteri; Centrarchiformes; Sinipercidae. The transcript has 5 exons. Gene Ontology annotation, molecular function: ephrin receptor binding. The coding region runs from base 1033 to 1725 and encodes 230 amino acids. The record is from RefSeq and is a predicted model, not a curated record. Gene Ontology annotation, biological process: regulation of actin cytoskeleton organization; regulation of cell-cell adhesion; ephrin receptor signaling pathway. Gene Ontology annotation, cellular component: plasma membrane; external side of plasma membrane.
AGUCGGCGUCUGGGGCUGCCUGCCUUUGCUCUCACCUUCCUGCGUGUCCCGGCGUUUUAAACCCAAACACAAGAAAGAGGAAGACUACACAGCACGCACAUGGGAGAACGCAAGAUUUUUUUCAUUCCUGCACGUCGCACGAUGGCUUAUAUAUGAGGAGGACACUUUGGGAUGCGGACAUAAACAAGCGUCUCCACGGAGAGAAGCGCAUGAGAAAACACAACGCUGUCCGUCCUCUCUCCGACACCGAGAAGGACUACUCCCCACCUCGAUUGUGACACCUCCGCUAAAUCGCCGAGAAAGGAUAACAGUGUCUUUUACGCUGGAGACGAAAGACCGAGUCUAACAUUACCAUUCAUCUGCCAGUGACUGACUGACUGUAUGGCUUUAAAAAGUUGCCUGGAGAACAUGGACAUCUGACGUGCGCCACACGGCGUCAUUGGACACAUUGAGCCUCUCUCUCUCUUUCUCCAUCACCUCUUGGACUGACUAAUCCGCUGCGCUUUGGUUUGGGGGUAAGAAGAAGUGUUCAGCAGUUGUCAUUUGCCCUGACACAGGCUACAUCCAAUAGCUCCCUGCAUAAGGGGGAACAUUAUCACAGCACAGAAGACACUGCCUGUUGUGCUGCGCAUUCGCGUGUGUUGCGUGUGUUUGUGCAUUGGUGGGAGAAAUAUUUUGUCAGCUCACCACGGAUUUGUCAGAGCUGAAAUCCUGCAUGAAAUAAAGCACAUGAUUCAUCAGGACCCUCGACCUGCAUCAGAGAGAAAACACAGUGACGCGUUGGUUUUGUAACUUUAAACCUGAACAAGUGUCAUCUCCAGUGUCCCCUUGAAUGGUCACAUUCUCGCUAUUCCCUUCGCGUUUUCUAUGCUGUGCGCAUUUCUAUUUGUUUAGCAUUCACACACUGCGCCAGUAACACACGGCCACAUGUGAAUGAGACUCAUCACCUGUCCCGGUUGAAGCGCCCGUACAACUCGACUGACUGACUGACCGACUCUGAAGAGGAAUACGUGCCGAAGUUUUGCUGUAGUGAUGCUGCAAAUGGAAAUGGUCAUCUUCGUCUGCCUGGUGCUGUUGAUGUGUGUAUUUAGCCAGGAGCCCAGUUCCAAAGUGGUGGCCGACCGCUACGCCGUCUUCUGGAACCGGACCAACGCCAAGUUCCAUCGUGGGGACUACCACAUUGACGUGUGCAUAAACGACUACCUGGAUGUCUACUGUCCUCACUACGAAGACUCAGUGCCUGAGGAGCGGACAGAGCGCUAUGUCCUCUAUAUGGUUAACUACGAUGGCUACAGCACGUGCGACCACACCGCCAAGGGCUUCAAACGCUGGGAGUGCAACAGGCCGCACUCCCCGAAUGGACCACUCAAGUUUUCGGAGAAGUUCCAGCUCUUCACUCCCUUCUCCUUGGGCUUUGAGUUCAGACCGGGCAGAGAAUACUACUACAUCUCCUCCACCAUUGCUGAGAACGGGAGGAAAACAUGCCUGAAGCUCAAAGUUUUCGUCCGACCAUCAAACAGCUGUGUGAAAACUAUAGGCGUACAUGACCGCGUUUUUGAUGUAAACGACAAAGUAGACAAUACAUUAGAACCACGAGACGAUACCAGCCAUGAACCGGCUGAACCUUCCAGAAGUGAUGAAACAAAUGCUGCACCGCACCUGCAGAAAACAAGUCCACUCCUGGCUUUGUUGCUGGUCUGCCUACCAGCACUCUUCACUUUAUAGCGCCUCCCUCUGUCCUGGAGGGCAUUUACACCUAGCGUGGCCUGAAUCUGCCCGAGGCUGCAGGGAAGGGGCGGGAAUUGGGUGGAGCGUGUUUGCUUGAUUGGGCAUCAGAGCAGGCUUCUCAAGGAACCCUCUAUUUUUUUCAGAAAUAUAUUUAAGUGGUCUUUCUCCGUCUGUGAGUGAAAAAAGUUGAUGUUGGAAGUGGGAGAGACAGUUCCCCCUCUCAAACCUUCAACUAAGAUGCCAAAUCCCGUUUUUUGACACUUAGUGAUUCUUAUUUUCCCGUGAAUUUUUUGUGACAUCCCUUUACAUCAUGUUUAUGUCAUUGCAGCACUGAUGUGUAUCCACACACACAUACACAUAUAUAGCACAUACACACAUGCUUACAGUCAAAUAAAAAAUGCCUCUACACUAACAGUGAAUAGCAGUAGGAUUUUUAGUUGUGUACAGUAGCAGCAUUACACAGUAGGAAAGUGAAGAUUCUAGGACUUAGAAAGGACUGUACAUACAUAAAUACAUCGUUGUCCCGAGACCUCUCAAGAAGCCUUUCAGAAAAUAUUUUGAAGUUCUGCUGGGUCAUAAGAAGCUGAUUUUUGUGCCUCCAUUUUACUGAGAAGUGCAGUACAAAGCUAAAAGAUGAAGAAAUAGGAAAAGAAGAGUAAUGGUUGUAAGCAGGGGUCAGAGGGGAAACCACAGCACUGAGAAAUACGUACAUGGCAUGAACCUUAGCCCGCUGAAUACAAAGUGUGUGAAUAGGUGAAUAAGCUACUUACAGCUUGAGUGAGUGAGUGUAAAACCCAUGGAACCAUGAGGCAACCUUUUCUUGUUGUCCUUUGUGUAGAGCAUGCCAGUCUGCUCAAUAAAACUCCUCUCAAAGCAUUUGGUUCACUCUGACUCACAAAACAGCUAAAUUGAAACUUUCUCUCCAGACACUUUGUAGACUGCUAUUAAGAUUGAGGAUCGAUAUCUUUUGAAAGUUGAUCACACAAUUUCACGGCAACAGUCACAGUCAUUUUACGCAAUGUUUACUGAGCUGGGCAGCAAUUGUUCUCUCUGUUCCAUUUGAGUAUUAGUCGAUAUUAACACCCCCAUAAACAUUUGCAUUCACAGCUUUUUUCUCUGAUACUGAUUGUUAAAGUGAUUGUUUAAAAAUGAUUCACAGCUAAAUUGGACACUUUAUUUUUUUCUAAACCAAUAAGUUAUUUUACUUUGCCGCCAAUGGUGUCUCCAAAUAUUGUCUCUCACAUUGCAGACACUGUAAACUUUGUAUUUUUGUUUUGUCUGAAAUCCACUUAAAUGAGAACAAUAACAGAGGUCAUGGGUGUGUGAAAAGACACUUGGGUUCACAGUGCCAUACUUUUUUUCACAUCUUUGUCUCUUAAACAUAACCACAGCUUUGACCCAUUCACUUUAUUGCAGCAAUUAGUGCAGCGUUUAGAAGACUGAUGCAUAGCUCCAAUUAGUUGAAAACACAUUGUGUGAACAGAGAAACUACCCAUUUAAUUCAACUCAAUGCACAGGUCUAUUUAGUCUAGCCAGGUUUAUGUUAGCACUUACAUUCAAAUGAAUUCACUGUUAUAAUGAUAUUCAGCUUCUUCAGCUCCCACAGAUGCACAUGGUGAGUUAGCAUAAUGAAAGCUAUUAUGUCUUUUUUUCAAACAGAAGGGACUUGUUUCUUUGCUUUCAAAGAAGUAUGGACCGGUAGAGAAAUUAACUCUGCUGAAGCUGAUUUUCUUUCAGAGCCAGGUUUUUGUAUGAGAAAUAGGGCACCAAUUGGUUUGAAAAGAGAAAUAGAGUAAGAAAAGGAGCACAGGAGCAAUUGCAUGUCCACCUUCAGCUCUUAGUGUUACUGGUUUAAGUGACUCUUUAAUGAGGUUCAAAAUGACAGGCAUGUGGACCCCAUGUUGUGGCAAGGGGAGUUAUUUCUGGUAUUAAAAAUAGAUGGUGGAAGGCUUGGGGGGUCUCGGGAGGGGGGUGUAGAUUUCCACCGUGGGUUUUUUUAAAGCACCGAUGACCUUGCAGUUUGAGAGAAUUGGUGAGUGAAGGAGAUGGAGAGAAUUAGAGGGAGAGAUGCACACACAGGAACAGAUAGAAAAGACAUGGGAGGCAGCCAAAGGUAGUGUGCCUAACAAAACAAAAUAAGACAAAACAACUAAAAAUCCAUGCAACACAAAAAACACCUGAUUCAAUAAUAAACCUAGUGUUUAGUAUCAUUCUGUCUCAAAAGGCAUGCACUGUUUUUGCUGUUUUCAUUUUUAUGGCAUCCCCCCCCCACAAAGACUGCCUUUGCCUUUUGUUUUUUUGCGCUACGGUAACAAUGCUAUUAAAGCGGAAUAGCAGCUCAGCUAUGGGGGGUAAUAGGAGAUGAGGCCAUUUAAUGAGGUACUAAUUUUCAGGAGAACACCACAGGGAAUGAGCACCGCAUAAGAUUCAAAAUGGACGCUUGUCAGCAGAUUAACACUAGACUUUUAUCAGAAACCAGCUUCAAUUGUACUCUCUUAUGAUUACCAAUACUACUAUUUGUCAUUAUUGCUAUUAUUACCAUGGUUUAUUCUGUACACACCUUAACCUGGGAAAUGAGGAUCAACUUAUAAACUGGAUACUGUGUAUCCUGAGGUAGUCAACAAUAAAACAUGUAGUGUUAGGUUAGUAUCUGUUUUGUACCUUUCUGGAGGACAAAAGAAAAAAAUGAGAUACAUCAUUGUUAAAACUGUAUAAUUAUUAUUAUUGUUAUGAUGAUGAUGAUUAUGACUAUUAUUAUUAGGAAAACUUCUUGAUGUAAAUAGUGUUUGAUAUUAAAGUAUUAAUUUGGUUCUUAUGUCUUUUCUAAAAAAUGAAUACGGUAUUAUCUCUGGGUUUUGCGGAGUGUGUACUGUCCUCAAACAAUGCAUUGUGUGCUUUGGUCCUCAAUGCCUAAUGAAACUUUGAGCUAAUAUGAAGGGGAAACCUGUGGGAGCUGUACACCAAUGUACAGAAGGCUGGACAUUAGCCAAACGAGUGGCUCACCUGUUACAUGUUUCAAACCAGUCACCAACCUUCACCAUCUCUUCACAUAAGGAUCCUGCCUAGGAAAGAAACACUUGGGACUUAAUAGACGGCUUAUUUGUACUUUUUUUGCCUUCAGUGUUUGAAAGCAUGUUGGUCAGCUGUUUGCUUUUUAAUGGAAGGAUCUCGCCAGUUUCAUUAUGUGGCAUGCGCAUGAACUUGAUGACAUGUAUAAAAAAAAAAAAAAAAAAAAAAAAAAAAAAAAAAAAAUCAAAAGUUUUAAAAAGAAAGUUUUCUUUUGUUCUUAUUUUCUUUUUCUUUAAGACGAGUUAGAUUUUCUGAUCACUUUCAUGUUGUGUGUUUUUGCAUCCCCAUUUGAGUGAUGUCAUUAAGCUGUGUAGUGACAUGACAAAUGUACAUAACACAAACCAUUGUUGUGAAGUUACAGUGGGGGUCAGUCAUUUUGUAGUUCAAAAGCAACUUUGUUUUUCCUAAGAAUGACUCUUUCUGUACCCAUCUACUGAAUUCAUCCCAUGUAGUUGCCGUCUGUCUCUUCUGACUAUUCAUCCUCUUUCUGCGCUCCCAAGAGAAGGCGUUUUGGGAGUGUAUACAUCAGUGUGGACGUUUUUCAGUGUAAAAAAAUGUGUGAGACCUUUGAGUUUGUGUGUGUGCGUAUCUCAUUUGCUGUUGCCGCAGUGAAUGGGAAGCGGCAACCCUCUUUGGCAACGAAGAGUGUUUCCCAUGCCUUAGCCCUUCAGCCUCUGCCCUGGCAGCCCCGUCUGUGUACAAGACGCUUUCUGCCAUUGUGCUUUUACACGGAACGGCUGCUGGCGUCGAAGAGACUACAACAGGGCCCUUCACUUUCUCUCCCUUUUUAACAACCCUGAAUCACUUGUCCCUACAGUAGACGUUGGUCCUGGGCACAGUUCAAGGAUUAGUACACCCCCUCCACGAAAUCCUGAACUGGAUUGUUAGCGGGGUAAAGCCUAGCAUCGAUCCAGGUUCUGUGCGUACAGGGCUAAGCCUCUCUUCGUCAGCUCCCUUCUUGCUGAUGAGCCACUUGUUCAUUUUGUGCACCUGUCCUGUCCCAUUCUUCUUGUGCUUGUAUAACCUCCACCACACCACCUGCUGUCCUUCUUCCCUCACCUUUGAACCCCGCUCCCACUUUGCCAUCAGUGGGGAAUAUUUCCAACCUGCUCUUUUACAGUAUAUAAACAACAAAAAAAUUUGACAAAAAAUUAUCUGUAUUUGUAUAUACACGUGUCUGAGCAACUAUGAGUAAUACAAUAAAACGGAAAUACAUUGCUUUGA